This is a messenger RNA of Fraxinus pennsylvanica, 1002 nucleotides long. The record is from the annotation of a GenBank genome assembly. Lineage: Eukaryota; Viridiplantae; Streptophyta; Magnoliopsida; Lamiales; Oleaceae.
AUGGCUCCGCCACCAGGGGAUCGAAACGGAGGAGGGGAAUCGACCGCCGGAGACUUGGCAAGGACGUUACCUACUCCGUUUCUAACGAAAACUUACCAGCUUGUGGAUGACCACACAAUUGAUGAUGUUAUCUCCUGGAAUGAAGAUGGAUCUACAUUUGUCGUAUGGAAUCCUACGGAAUUCGCUAGAGAUUUGCUCCCUAAAUAUUUCAAGCACAACAAUUUCUCGAGCUUUGUCCGUCAACUCAACACUUACGGAUUUAGGAAGGUUGUGCCUGAUCGGUGGGAAUUUUCGAACGAUUGCUUCCGCCGAGGUGAGAAAAAGCUACUUUGCGACAUACAGCGUCGGAAAAUAGCAACGACGUCUUCUGCCGUGGUGGCAACACCGUUAACUGCGGUAACGGUGGCGGCUGCACCUUCGACACCAGCCGCGACUCAGCAGCUGACGGUGUCUCCUUCGGACUCGGGGGAAGAACAGGUUCUGUCGUCCUCCACCUCCGCCGGGGCUGCACGCGAGUUUAUCGGAAGCACAUCGGAGUUGAUUGGAGAGAACGAGCGUCUGAGGAAAGAGAACAUGCAGCUCAACAAAGAAUUGAGCAACGUGAAGAGCCUAUGCAAUAAUAUUUAUGUUCUAAUGUCAAAUUUCGCCAAUUGCAGCAGUAGCCAUGACCAGGCAGUAAAGCCGCUGGAUCUGUUACCUAUGAAAAGAUUUUGUGAAGAAAUGAAAGGCGCCGUAACCGCCGCCGCGGCGUCUAACGGCGGCGAAGAAAAUAACAUAAGAUCUGAGGCGGAGAGAAUAAGCGCGAGGCUGUUCGGGGUACCGAUAGGCGUGAAACGCGGGAAGGAAUAUGAAGGUACUUCGGCAGACUAUGAUAUGGAUUUGCAGCUGCAGCAGCCCGGCACUGAUGUAAAACCUGAGCCUUCCGAUCAAAAUAGCGGUGAUGAUCAAGAGACAACCUGGCUUAGGAGGUGCAAAUCGCGAAAUCAAGGUUAUUUCAAUUGA